AUGCGACGUUGAAACUGUAAAACGAAAGUGAACGAGUGACGCUGGUUUCAGAGCAGACGAAGACACGAUGGUACCCGGCCUAACAAGUGCUAUCCCGAGAUUUUUCUCUUUGCUUUAGUUUAUUUUUUAUAAUUAUUGUGAAUGUAACAUGAUCGGAUAUCGGUAGGCUAAAAUGGCAGCUGAAAACUACGUGGCUAAACUAAACGAAUAUGCUCAGAAACAUCGCUCUGUGCUGCGAUAUGAGGAAGUUGGAUCUGUUGGUCCUGAUCACAUUAAAACGUUUACUUUAAGAGCGAUCGUGAACAACAAGGUGUUUCCCGAUGGCGUGGGGCACAAUAAGAAGGAGGCCAAACAGAAAGCAGCUCAAAAGGCCCUGAGAUGCCUGUUGGAGGAAUCAGCUGAUUGUACAGAAAAUGUAGCAGAUGCUUCCACUUCACCGGUUCAACAGACGAGCAUCAUUAACAACCGUUUUGUCUGUUGGCUCAAUGAAUACGGUAACAGGAACAAGGUGUUGAUACGGCCUGUGGAGUCAACCCAACUGGGACCAAACAAUGCUUCUUAUUGCUGCAGCUUUUGGGUUGGUGAGAAGGAGUUUCCAGUUGGCUAUGGUAAAACAAAGAGGGAAGCCAAGGAGGAAGCAGCGAAGCUUGCACAUCACGCGAUAUGUGACAGUAAAGCUACAGAGACUGGAGAUUGGAAAUACGGUGGCACAUCAAGCCAGCAAAAUGAGGAAGCCAAACAAGAUGAAAUCUGGGAUAAGACCAACAGACUCAGUGUAAAGGCAGAAGGUGGAAACUUCAUUGGCAUGGUCAACCAGUACUGUCAGAAAACACAGCGCUCCCACAGUUACGUCUUAGAGAAAAGAUGCGGUGAAGCACACAGCCCCCAAUUCUUCUACAAGUUAGAGAUCGACAACAAGGAGUACCCUGUGGGUGAGGGGAAGACUGCGAAAGAAGCUAAACAAAAUGCAGCUCAGCUGGCCUGGGCUGCUCUUCAAGAGCAGACCGACUUCGAAAGCAAGGUAACUGAGUCCGACGAGGGUGCGCCAGCCAGUCUGCCCACACCGUCAAACUCACCAAUUGAUGCACAGUCAAAACGAAUCCAGGCAGCUAAAAGUGACUCAGGGGUUUUCAGCAAUUCACCGAAACCUCCCAAAGAUCAGGAUCAAAGUCCCAAAGUGAAGCCCAAAAUAAGACUUGCAGCAAAUUUCCAAAAUGCGCACAGGCAAAGCAAAGAGGUUGUAACUAGUUUCAAUGGAAAGACUCCAGGGAACAGUCCGUGUAAGGAAACACCAGCCCAGUCAGAAAUGUCAAGAUUUACAAAGGAGUAUGACUGCAUAGUGAGUAUCGGCAAAGGAGCCUUUGGUCAGGUUUUCAAGGCAAGAGAAAUACUGCUGAACAAGAACUGUGCUAUAAAAAUCGUCCGCUGCAAAGGAAAAUCUCUGCGAGAGGUGGGAGCAUUAUCCGACCUCCAUCACUGUAAUAUUGUGCGAUACUACACAUGUUGGACAGAGGAUUCCAGUUACCAAAUGGACAGUACGUCUGACAGUAGCAGUGCUUCUCAGUCAAGUGGUAAUUCAUCGGUCAAGUACCUCUACAUUCAGAUGGAGUUGUGUGACACUAAAACACUCAGACUGUGGAUCGAUGAGAAAGACACUCAGAAUGUGAAGAAAUCUUUGCGAGACUCUAAGAGAAGGGAAGAGAGUAAAACCAUCGCUAAGCAAAUAGUCAGUGGAGUUGAUUACAUUCACUCUAAGAUGCUCAUCCACAGAGACCUGAAGCCUGCCAACAUCCUGUUUGGGCAGGACAGACAAGUUAAGAUCGGAGACUUUGGUCUGGUCACUGCUGAGAAUGACGAUGAUGCUGACAACCUGAUCGAGAGAACGGAGUACAAAGGAACCCCAUCCUACAUGGCUCCUGAGCAGAAGAGCAGGAGCACUUAUGACAGAAAAGUGGAUAUAUUUGCUUUGGGGUUGAUUUAUUUUGAACUUCUUUGGAACCUGUCAGGAGAGAGGAAACUGAUUUGGGACGAUGCCCGAAACCAGAAGCUUCCUCAAGGAUUUUCUCAAAAUUUUCCCCAAGAGAGUCAAAUUAUAAAGUCAAUGCUGAGUUUGAAGCCAGAGGACCGACCUGAGGCUGGUAAACUGAAGAAGGACAUAGAGGAGUGCACCCAUACAUUCACUACACCCAAAAAUAUGCCUAAUGAAAGUAAUACUAUGGCCACUAGAAACUACCUAGCUGAGCUUAACGAGUACGCACAGAAAACAGAUUCCGAGGUGAGUUUUGAAGAGGUGAGCUCCGAGGGACCCGACCAUGAGAAGAAAUUCACCCAGAGAGUAGUCUGCAACGGUGAGGUGUAUCGCAAAGGUGUGGGGAGGAGCAAGAAGGAAGCCAAGCGUAAUGCUGCUGAACAUGCCUUGAAAGGCUUGUUGGAGAAUGAACCUGCCAGCAAUGUGGGAAAUAGCCUGAGUCUGAAUGACAACAGCGUUGGAAAGACAAAUUUCAAAGGAAUUCUCAACCACUACUGUCAGAAAAAAAGCCUCGUCCAUAAUUACCUCCAAGUGAAAAGAAGCGGUCUACCACAUUGUCCCCAAUUCACCUACAAAGUAGUAAUUGAAGACAAGGAGUACCCUGAAGGGAAGGGUAAUACUAUCAAGCAAGCCCAACAAAAUGCUGCUCAGCAGGCCUGGUCUGCUCUUCAAGAGCAGUCCGACUGGGACAGCAAGGUUUCCUUGAGGUCCACUGUGUCCGAAGAUGAUAAUCCCCCCAUGAUGUCAUCAACUUCAACCUCGCCUUCAACAUCGAUCUCGACAUCAACUUCACUGGCCCCCAGGAUGUCGUCAUCACAAAGCGAACCAAUGAGUACAAGUGACUCCAUAGUAUUCAAUAACUCAUCAAACCCUCACAGUGAUCAGGUUGCUGUGGAAAGCGAGGGUAGGGCCGAUAGUGUGAGUAACAAACCAACCAGGUCCAGAUUUACAUCAGAGUUUGAUUCCAUAAAGUUUCUUGGGGGAGGAGGCUAUGGUCGGGUGUACGAAGUAAGAGAAAUACUGGUGAACAAGAAGUAUGCCGUCAAGAUUGUCCGUGGUGAAGAAAAAGCUCUGCGAGAGGUGAAUGCAUUAACAGUCCUUGCUGAUAACAACAUUGUGCGAUACUACAAUUGUUGGAUGGAGGAUACAGGUUACAUGCAGGACAGCUCAGCAGACAGUAGCUCUUCUCAGUCAAGUGGUAAUUCAUCGGUUGAGUACCUCUACAUUAAGAUAGAGUUGUGUGACACCAAAACACUUAGACACUGGAUCGAUGAGAAGAAUGCAAAAACUCUGCAAGAUACCAACAGACGACAGGAGAGUCUACCCAUCGCUCAACAAAUAGUCAGUGGAGUCGAGUACAUUCACUUAAAAAAAUUCAUCCACAGGGAUCUGAAGCCUGCCAACAUCCUGCUUAGACCGGAUGGAGAAGUGAAGAUUGGAGACUUUGGUCUGGUCACUGUUGAUGAUGUCGAUGAUAAAAACCCAAUGGAGAGAACUAACGAAACAGGAACCCCUUCUUACAUGGCUCCAGAACAACUUGAGAACAUCUAUGACCGGAAGGUGGACAUAUUCGCCUUUGGGCUGAUAUACUUUGAACUCCUCUGGAAAGUCUCUUCUGGCCAUGAAAGGGGGAAGGUUUUAAGAGAUGCCAGAAAUCAGAAGUUCCCCAGAGAGUUUCCGCUUACUUUUCCUCAAGAGGAACAAAUAAUGAGGUCAAUGCUGUGUAAGGAGCCAAAACAACGACCUGAAGCAAGUGCUCUGAAGGCAGAGCUGGAAAAGUUGGCCCACAUUCUCAACCCUGAAAAAACUGAACAUCAUCGAAAUGUAACAGUCUGACAGUCACACACGCAGGAGGUUAUAAACAUCUGUCUCCUCUGAUUAUACAUUUAGAUGUUUUAUGAUUUUGUUGGCAAACAGUUGAUGGAUUUUAUUGUGCUUUAACCUGAGAUCUGUAGCUUACAAACACACCGGUGUAAUGCAGUUACUGAAGUCACUUUGGUUAAAAGCAUCAGCUAAAUGAAAUGUAAUGUAAUGAAAUCUCACAUAGCUAUGACAAUGGGUUGCAGUUUUGGGUUGUUUCGUGGGGCUUGUCGUACAAACAGUAGCAUGAAUGAAAUAUAAAAUCAAUUUUAUCACGACCCCCGGAAACUAUCAUGUGGGGGCUGGAUCUCCAGGUUGAUUACAAGUGUACUAAAUAAAGGGAUGACUAUUAGGGGAACUCCGUGUUAGCCCCCCCCCCCCCCCCAGACUGCUCGGAACCUGGGUGUGACACUUGACAGUCAACUCUCCCUUAGCGCCAACAUUGCUGCAGCAACACGCUCCUGUAGAUUCAUGCUGCACAACAUCAGGAGAAUACGUCCCCUUCUCACUCAGAAGGCGGCGCAGGCUCUGGUCCAGGCUCUUGUCAUCUCACGCCUAGACUAUUGUAACUCUCUCCUGGCAGGUCUACCUGCUAGCACCAUCUGACCUCUGCAGCUCAUCCAGAAUGCAGCAGCUCGCCUGGUCUUUAACCUAAAUUCACUCACACUACGCGACUCCUCCACUCCCUUCACUGGUUACCAGUAUCCGUUUCAAAACAUUAGUAUUUGCGUACCAUGCAGCGAACAGAUCGUGUCCAGUCUACAUCCAGGACAUGGUCAAACGUUACACCCCAGCCCAUUCACUUCGCUCUGCAUCUGCCAAUUGGCAUCUGCCAAUCGGCUUGUGGCUCACUGCGAGCUAAACACAAAAUCACGACUCUUUGCUUUCCUGGCUCCUGAAUGGUGGAAUGAGCUCCCCAGUUACAUCAGGACAGCAGAAGGUCUAUACAUCUUCCGCCGCAAACUAAAAACACACCUCUUCAGACUAUACUUUGAAUAAAAGUUUAAACUAACAAUUUAGCAGCACUUAAAUGGUACUUACUUAUAGCACUUUGUAGUUUGGCUUUCUUGAAGAAAAAAAAACGUUUUGAUUCUUGUUGUUACGGGUUUGUACCCUCAUGGUUGAAUGCACUUAUGUUAAUCGCUUUGGUGGAAGCGUCAGCUAAAUGAAAUGUAAUGUAAUGUAAUCAAGAGAUAUUUUAUGAUGAGAUAUAUUAAUGAUGGAAAUGUCUUUUAUGUUAUAUAAAAGUGUUUUAAAUCAGC
Pleuronectes platessa (European plaice) is the source of this 5151-nucleotide messenger RNA. RefSeq lists its product as uncharacterized. The coding region runs from base 173 to 3865 and encodes 1230 amino acids. The record is from RefSeq and is a predicted model, not a curated record. The transcript is spliced from 33 exons. Gene Ontology annotation, molecular function: double-stranded RNA binding; ATP binding; protein kinase activity. Lineage: Eukaryota; Metazoa; Chordata; Actinopteri; Pleuronectiformes; Pleuronectidae. Gene Ontology annotation, biological process: protein phosphorylation.